CUAUAGGCAGUCAAUGCUGCACUUGCCAACCCUAGAAGCAUGCGUUGGGUUGCAGACAUAAAUUCUGUCUACGGGAUCAUGGAAUGGGGUGUGUUAGGCCUUUAGCCAAUUGUCCUUCUUGAAAGUUGUUCUUGCCAUUUAUUGCCGUGAUUUAUGAAUAAAGUUUUGUGUGGCGUUUGCUUUUUACAUUUCAGAGCGAGGGCAACAGACAUGGCUGAGAUAAAAGCUGCUGUCCUGGUAUUCACAAAGGAGACAUUGAACACGCUUGCUAAUCCAAGAGAUGGAGAGGAGGUCAUAAGAGCAUUAGAACAAGUUGUGUGUCUACUCAAUGGAAGCCCCAUCUCUCACUUCAAGUCAGAAGAUCUUGCAAAGCUAGCGAGAAAGGAAUUUAACAGAUGCCACUUCACAAGAUUCUUGGACAGAACACUUCAGUGUCUCACACUCGAAUGGAUAAGCCAAAUUCCCAAGGCACGAGUGUAUGGUCUUCUUGAUAGAAUAGUGCUUGAUGCUCCACCUUCAGAUACAUUGUUGGUGCUCAUAAAUUCAAUAUCUUCAUCAGCGUCUGGCAUCAAACAAGCCAAAUGCAUCAACUUACUAGAGUUAUUCCUCCUCAAACACCGACUUGCGGAUAUAUUCAAAGAACAGAGUGAUGUUGCAACACCAGGGGUGAAGGAGAAUUCACAUCCACUGUGGAAUGAUCUGAUCACAAUGAUGUGCACCCUGUCCGAUAGAAUGGCAAAUAUUCUCAAGAGAGAAAUUAGUGAUGCCUUCUUGCCAAAGAACUACAUUCGGCUUGUUGCUGAGGAUCUCCUGAUUACUCUAAAGCAUGUGCAUUCUAAUCUGGAGAGCAGGAAGGAUUGUUCUUUGCAGUUUCUGAGUCAGCUGUUUGGGAGACUCUGUUUGUCUGGAUUCUCAGAUCUGUUGUGGACCACUUUACUUCCCCAAUUCUGUCUCCUGACAAAGAACAACUUCACUUGGUGUCGAAUCUGUGAGCGUCUUGUCACCAAAGUUCCUGACCGCUGUGUGGAGAGCACUAUCGUUCCGGUAUUCAAGCGAUCAUCAUGGCAUGGCUCCGUGUCAAGGCUCUUGGGCGAUUCCAUUCUCCAAAACAAACACAUUGAAUUCAUUGUGACAAAGAAACUUCUUCUUCACAGACAUUUUGAACAGGAUGUAGUCCUUCAAAACAUCAUUGGCUACUUGACUGGUUCAAUGCUUAGGAGACCACUGUUGAUGAAGGUACUAAAAAUCCUACUAGAAGUGUGGGGCGAUACCAGCGCCCUCAAGCAUACUUCCUAUGAACAGCACGCAUACAUCAGCCGAGCUAUCCUCGUGUGCUUAGCAUUUAUCUCACAAACAGAGAUACAGGAAAACAAAGAAGAUCUGAUGUCUUUGAUGAUGUCAGGAGUCCAGUGUCAUCUCGACAACACUACACCAAAGACGAGGCGAUUAGGAAUGAUAGUUGCCGAAUGUCUGACUAAAACCAUCGACCUUAGUGGACAUAAACUGGAGUUUGAGUAUGCUGAGGAUGCUGAAUCCAAAUCAAUGCUAAAGCUUCUUGUCCCACCAACAGAGGAACUGGAAGAAGAUUUUGCUGAGUUGUCGAUAUCAACUAAUACUGUUGACACCCCCACAUCAACCAGCCAUGUUGAGAAAGAAACAGCCCCCUCCCCUGGAGACGUCGACUCGGAUUUGGACAGUGAUGAUGAUUUGGUGCCAUAUGACAUGUCGAAUGACACUCCACAGCUCAAGGUCAAGGAGCCAAGGUAUCUCCGGGAUUGUAUGGAAGGUCUGAUAUCAUCCGAAGACCCGGACAAGAUGGAGAUAAGUCUGAAAACAGCAGAGAAACUCAUCAGACAAGAUUUACCUAGUUUACCAGAAAUCUCUGUCGAAUUCACCAAAAUUCUCCUCCAUCUCGAGGACAAGUUCAACACUGUCGGUUUCCUCCUACUUCAUCAUGGUGCUAUGGUGGCGCUAGCUGUGAAAUGUCCAGUAAAGGUUGCCCCUUAUCUCACUAAUGAGUUCUUCGAGAGAAAUUAUAACAUCCGACAGAGACUGGAUAUUCUUGAGGUCCUUGCUGCUGCUGCUAAGGAACUCUCCCAGCCAAGAACUGAGUCAAAGAAAGAAGAGCCACUAGUUCAAGUUGUUCAACCUGUGAUAGAAACGGAGGAGGAAGGAUCAGAUUGGAGGGCUGUGGUUCAGAAAAGGAUCGAGAGUAAAACCCGACGAUUUGCAAGUGGACGGGUUAAAGGACCAGAGGCAGUGGAGAAUAAAUUUGCUCCUGUUGCUGGGCACUUCUUCUUUCCUCUCAUGAAAAACUUUGACAGAUGUGAUGUAUCUUUUGACCUCCUGGGUGAUGAUUGUGUUGUCCUGAGUCGUCUACUGUACACGCUUGGUGUGAUCAUGUAUGCUGCAUUACAUGCUCCGAUCGUCCCAAAAAUGGCAGGUGCACUUUUGGAGUUCCUCUGGGCCCUCAGAUAUCAUCCUGAUAGGUCUGUGAGACGUGGCAUCUUAUUCGCCCUGUCGAUGUUGAUCCUGGCGACCCCUGGUUUCACACUGAUGACUGACCUUCAAGCAGAAGUAAUGGAGGCAAAGUCAUGGUUGGAAGACAUCAUCCACCAAGAUGCGGAUAACGAAAGUAAAGAGAUGGCAAUCCAGGCUUUGGUGCUGCUAGAAAAUACAUUAAAACAGGAACUACAUACCUAAAAACAAGAUUGACAAGGCUUUCAAGUUAGGACCACAUUUCGCAUUUAACUGUAAAUAUUUAGCAUUGUUG
Molecule: messenger RNA, 2773 nt
Organism: Lineus longissimus
Lineage: Eukaryota; Metazoa; Nemertea; Pilidiophora; Heteronemertea; Lineidae
Product: telomere length regulation protein TEL2 homolog
Exons: 17
Coding region: 154-2703 (849 amino acids)
Biological process (GO): protein stabilization; telomere maintenance via telomerase
Cellular component (GO): cytosol
Molecular function (GO): Hsp90 protein binding; telomeric repeat DNA binding
Source: RefSeq, a predicted model, not a curated record